CUCUGAAAUAUGUCUGCUUCUCUUCUAUAGCUUGCUAGCUAGUCCAUCCCCAUUUGGCACACAAACACAAACAUCCACAGAACGUAAUUAACUUUCUUUGACCAAUGUCAAUCUCUUCCUCACCUUUUUUGCUUAUCUUCUUCAUCACCCUCUUCCUCUACUUACCAGUAUCUCAGGCCAACCCAAAGUCAAAUUCCAGCAGCAAAAGGCAGCCUCAUCGUCAACUCUCUGUUGACUACUAUGCAAAGUCAUGCCCUCAGGUUGAUAAGCUCGUCGCCUCCGUCACCUCCCAGAAGUUUAAGUCUUCUCCCGCCGCCGGACCUGCCACCAUUCGACUAUUCUUCCACGACUGCUUUGUUCAAGGGUGUGACGCAUCAAUAUUGAUAUCAACAAGGGCAGGGAGUAAGGAAUUAGCGGAGAGAGAUGCAGAGGAAAACAGGGAUCUUGCAACAGAAGCGUUUGAGAGCAUAAGGGAGGCGAAAGCAGUGGUGGAAAGCAAGUGCCCUUCUGCUGUUUCUUGUGCUGAUAUCCUUGCCAUUGCCGCCAGAGAUUUUGUUCACUUUACAGGAGGGCCAUACUAUGAAGUGAAGAAAGGAAGAUGGGACGGAAACAUAUCAAUGGCUUCAAGGGUGCAACAAAAUCUCCCUCGGGCCAAUUUUACACUUGAUGAGCUUUUGAAACUCUUUGCUUCCAAAGGACUAACAAUGGAGGACCUUGUUGUCCUCUCUGGGGCUCACUCCAUCGGUUUUGCGCACUGCAAGCAAUUUUUGAGUAGACUAUAUAAUUACAAGAAGGAAACCAACCAAACAGACCCUUCAAUAGUAAUGGAUCCUAGGCUUCUCAAAGCUCUAAAGAUGUCGUGCCCCAAAUUUGGCGGGAACAUCGAUGUUCUUGCCCCUUUUGAUGUCACAACUCCUUUCUCCUUUGACAAUGCUUACUAUGGAAAUUUGGAGGCCAAAAUGGGGAUAUUGGCUUCCGAUCAGGCCUUGUAUUUAGACCCGAGAAGUAGGCCUUUGGUUCAAAUGCUAGCCAAAGAUAAGAAGAAAUUCUUCGACAAGUUUGCUAUGGCUAUGGAUAAAAUGGGAUCUAUAGGUGUUAAAAGAGGGAGAAGGCAUGGGGUUAGGAGAAAAGACUGCACCUCUCCACUAUAGACGGAUCCGUGAUUUUAAAUUAUGGUUAUGCCCGUUGUUGAAGUUGCGGCUUAUGGAGUCGAUGUUAUGCGUAUUGCGGCUUGCAACGUGAAUUAAGUUUACCUUCUUUUCACAUAAGAAAAAACUAAAAACAUUAUUCUUUAUGUAAAUCUUUUAAUCAUUUCUAUUUAUUUGAAUGAAUGAGUAAAGAAUUUAAAAAAAGUAAUCGGGGCGGAUCAUUAUAGGGGAGCCCACCCCAGCUCAUUUUUGUAAUGUUUAGGUUUAUAAAAUAAAUUGGUGUUUAGUUUAUAAAAGUCUUAACAAUUAAUUUAAAAUGUAAUUCAUAAUUUUA
This is a messenger RNA of Cuscuta epithymum, 1482 nucleotides long. The record is from the annotation of a GenBank genome assembly. Lineage: Eukaryota; Viridiplantae; Streptophyta; Magnoliopsida; Solanales; Convolvulaceae.